AUGUGUAUAAGGCUAUAUAUUGUUUCUCAUGUGAAAACUGACAUUCCAAGCUGACCUUUAAACCACUAUUUGUGCACAGGAAUAAACAUAGGCUACCUCUAGUUUAGUCUACAUGAAAUAUGGCUUUCCAAAAAAUUUGAAUGCUCUUAGACAAAGCGACACGACAUUUCUUUCAAGUCUGACAUUAUCAAUAUGGCAACCCAUUGUUGGAUACUUUUCGUGACCUUUUUUUAAGGGUGUUUGACCUCCGACCCGUGGAGACCACAUAUGUUACCCUUUGAACUUAUUAUGUUAAGAAAUCUUCUCUGUUCAAAGGUUGAAGGCGGACAAGUGCUAGCCAUCUCCCUCCGUUAUGUCGUUUUCAUAAAAAAAAGCUACCGAAAAUUCUAAAUGUCCCCUCACAACUUAGUUUUAACUAUAUUAUUUAUUUGUUUUGUAUUUAUCAAUUUAGUUGUAAAUUGCCUUGAUGAAUAUGAUUUUUUUACAGGAGUAACAUUCACUCGUGACUAAAAUACUAUUCUUAAUACAAUUCAGAGGUACAUUUUGGGAUGUCUUAAAUAUUAAUGCUUUGGGUUGUAUUAGAAUUAACACUGGCAAUUGUUGCACUUUCUGUUUAAUUUGAACGAAAAACUCAUUUUCAAAUAAGCCUAUAAAGAUAGUUUGUCAAGUCCUUAGUCAAAGCAAACAAACAACAUUUUUUACAAUGUUUAGUAUUCUUAAAAGGAAAUAAUAUAAAAAUAUAAUACCACAUUUAUGUAUUUUUUUCAUUUAAAAUCAAUCUAAAUCUAAGCCUGCUCUGCAGUUUAACCAUUUCGUGUUCUUACUUAAUUAUUUUUUUCAGUCAUUUUUUGAAAUAUGGUAACAACUGCCCUGAAGCAUUUUGAAAGCUGUGUUUGAAUUAAGACAUAUUAAAUCAAUGGCAUACACUUCCUGCUGAGUUUAACAUGGGCUCUGUAAAUUGUGGACGUGCACGGUGACACACGCAUACAGCACACACAAACAAACAAAAAGAUGAAAUUAUGUCAAAUCUUUCUUAAAUGUUAUAGCCUAUCCACUGAUGGCGAAGACAAGUUUAAAAUACGCUUGCAGAGUUUUAGUAGGCCUAACGUUUUUUAAUAGGCUACAAAAUGACAGCUUAUUCUGACUACACUGGAUUUCACCCAGGAAUAUCUGAAGGAGACAAGUGGAUUUUCCCCCAAAAGAUGUUAUAUUUACACAGAAUACAUUUAUUUGUGUAUUUUAAUAUAAAUUUAACUGUUCAAAUAUAUAUUCACGUUGCUGCGUUUAAAUGACAUUACAAUAAACCUAUCUUGACAAAAAUGCAUAUUGCGGGUUGUGUGUAUUUAGCCGUGUUCCCUUUUUUGGUGGCAGAACUUUGACAAUCAAAUAGUGUCUUGAUUUUUUAAAAUGUUUUAUCUUACUAUACUUACUAUACAUUAGGCUGUGUUAGUCUACUAAAAUCAUCCAUGAAGGAAAAUAUGUACAACUGAAUUUUUCUGUAUAAAUUGCUGGGUUCACACUAAACAGCGUUUUUUAAAAUGCAUUUUAUUUUAUGGAUACCGGGAGGUAUCAAUAUGUUCAAUAUGUUCAAUAUGUUUCAUGUAUGUCUGCAUCUCUGUUUCGUACAUAGAAAAAACAUCCUUCCACAUGUGUGUGUGUCUUGGUAAACAGAUUUGCCUGUAACUUUGCGAGCACAACUUUCUGGAGUGAACAGUGAUGAAGAGAGUGAGGGGGCGGAACCCCGCUGAGCCUCUGCGCUGAAAGACAGCCAAUCGCUUCGUUCUCUUAACUGCCAGUCACCGAAAUCUGUCCAAUACCCGCAGUGCCAUUUCUAAACUCUAUUCCCCACUGUGUCCUCCAACUGUUGUAUGUUCUGCCAAUCGCUUGAGGACAGAGUGGGAAAAGGAGCAAGCAGAGUUAGAGGCAGGACAAAAGAAGUUCUAUAGACGGCCAUAUACAUAUAUUUUAAUGGUUUCAGAAGGCCUGUAGUUUGGGAAAACAAUAGCAGUGAGGGUGGACAUGACAGCGUAGUGAUGGAGCCCCCUUUAAGCAAGAGGAAUUCGGCGUUAAGAUUAGCGGAUUUGGCAUCGACUCAAGCCCUUCCUCAUCAGAAUAUGACAGGCUUCCCGGGGAUAGGGGGGCAUCACCCGCACUCCCACCAUGCCCACCUCCACCCUGGGGAGAUGGGCAACGACCCCGGAGUGGCUCUCACUCCAUUUGGACCCGAGCACAUGGCACAGACCAAUGCUCUCAAACUUAGUCCCUCUCAGCCUGUUCAAAGCCAUCUCGAAGCCCAGACCGCGGCAUCUUUCACGUCUUCUCAGACCACAGUUGGUUUCCCCGUGGCUCACCCCCACACAGGCUACGCCACCAGCAGGGACUUCAUCCUCAGGAGAGAGCUCUCAGCCUCUGCUAUGCAUGCACUUGGCGACCAGCAUAGUUCCGCCUCCUCCCCUCAUCACCAUGGCAUGUUCAUUUCCCCAACAGGUGCUUAUGGGCACGCGGAAGGUGGUGCCCAUCCACUUUUCUCUGGACUUCACGAGCAAGCGGCCCCAGGUGCCCACCACCACCACCACCAUCACCAUGCCCUUAACGGGCAGAUGCGUCUGGGUCUACCGGGGGACAUCUACGGCAGGCCAGAGCACUUCGGCCACAGGCCCGAGCACUAUGGAUCUUCUUCUCUACACGGCUACAACUCCAUGAACUUAAAUGUGAACCUCGCCACGGCUCCUCACGGAGCCACGGGAGCGUUUUUGCGAUACAUGAGACAGCCCAUCAAGCAAGAGUUAAUCUGCAAAUGGAUUGAUCAGGAGCAGACCUCGAAGAAACCCUGCUCGAAAACUUACAGCACCAUGCACGAGCUAGUGAACCAUGUAACGGUAGAGCACGUAGGGGGACCGGAGCAGAGCAGUCACGUCUGUUUCUGGGAAGAGUGUCCGCGCGAGGGAAAGGCGUUUAAAGCCAAGUACAAACUUAUCAAUCACAUCCGCGUACACACGGGAGAGAAACCCUUCCCGUGCCCCUUUCCCGGUUGUGGCAAAGUAUUCGCGCGCUCGGAAAACCUGAAGAUUCAUAAGAGGACUCACACAGGUGAGAAGCCCUUCAAAUGCGAGUUUGAUGGCUGUGACAGGAAAUUUGCCAACAGCAGUGACAGAAAGAAGCACUCUCACGUCCACACGAGUGAUAAGCCUUACUUUUGUAAAGUAAGGGGUUGUGACAAGUCGUACACUCACCCAAGUUCUCUGCGCAAACACAUGAAGGUUCACUGCAAGUCUCCUCCGCCCCCUUCCGCCAACACAGGCUCAUCUUACCAUCCCUCGUCUACGCCGAUGGGUGAUGCCCUUUCACCCAACCUGGAGCCCCACAGGAACCGAUCGUCGAACCUUUCGCCUCAGGUGACCAACCUCAACGAGUGGUACGUGUGCCAAGGAAGUGCCGGACCAAACAAUCUACACACACCCUCCAGCGAUGUGCCAACAUCGGAAUCAGACGACGAGGACUCUUUCAGACACACAGAUCCAAGAGCAAUGCUCUGAUUUUAACAGCAAGGAAUAUAUUCAUUUGGAGUGGUCCCUAAAACACACACAACAUUUCAAGUGAUUUAAUUUGAAGGACACGGAAGAGCCUGUGGACAACAGUGUGUGAAAGAGUAAUUGCCCCCAUGUUUGCUAUUAAAACAGAGCACUGAUGCAAUGGAUGGUAUGAUGUUAAUACAUUCAUAAAAAGUUGUUACAUGCAACCUAAUAGUGAAACGUGGAAUUUAAAUGUUACUCUUGAAAUCAUCACAUUUUGUUAAAGUUUCCUGUGACAUAUCAUCAAGUAACUUCAUGAGCUCAAGAUUUAUGAUUGGUUGUUUUUUAGCAUUAGGCUACAUCCCUAAAAAGUUGUUACAUGCAACUUAAAAGUGAAACGUGGAAUUAAAUGUCACUCUUGAAAUCA
Messenger RNA from Triplophysa dalaica, 3939 nucleotides. RefSeq names its product zic family member 5 (odd-paired homolog, Drosophila) (gene zic5). The coding region runs from base 2034 to 3536 and encodes 500 amino acids. Lineage: Eukaryota; Metazoa; Chordata; Actinopteri; Cypriniformes; Nemacheilidae. The record is from RefSeq and is a predicted model, not a curated record. Gene Ontology annotation, biological process: regulation of transcription by RNA polymerase II; central nervous system development. The transcript is spliced from 2 exons. Gene Ontology annotation, molecular function: DNA-binding transcription factor activity, RNA polymerase II-specific; RNA polymerase II cis-regulatory region sequence-specific DNA binding. Gene Ontology annotation, cellular component: nucleus.